Messenger RNA from Dentiscutata erythropus, 1476 nucleotides. The record is from the annotation of a GenBank genome assembly. Lineage: Eukaryota; Fungi; Glomeromycota; Glomeromycetes; Diversisporales; Gigasporaceae.
AUGUCAUCUACAAACAGUUCUAAAAAGAAUCAUCCGAACGAUGAUAAGCAACCUGCCUCUGGGAAUAAAAUAACCAAAAAUUCUUCAUCUUGCAAUUUUUGUAGAGAAAAAAAGGUUAGGUGCGUCUAUUUAAGCGGUGGUCGAUGCAAACAGUGCAUUAAUCAUAACCGCGAAUGUAUAUCCGAUCCACAAAAAAAAAGGGGACCUAAAGGCCCCAAAAAAGCAGCUGGAUCGAGUACACUAUAUAGAACUAAUUUAAAUUUAGAAAGCUUGGGCGAAGCAUUUUUGCGAUCUCUAGAAGAUGGUCAAGCUUUACAGACCUUAAUUCAAGAAACUCGGUCAAACAUGAAUGCGUUUGGAAUUUCUUUAACAACAAAUAAUGAACAAACAUUGCCUAAUUUGGAAAAUCUUUCAAACAAUGAAGGAACUAUAUUUAGUGGAAGUUCUAUUGGAAGCUCUCUAGCAACCAACGAUCAAAGCGGUUUAGGAAUAAGUAAUGUGCAAAUAUCAUAUAGUUUAAUUCAAUCAAAUCCGUCAAAUAGCGACCCAAUAUCAGUAAAUUCAACUCAAGAAACUUUGCCAAGCAGGAAUUUUUCAGCUAUAAAUAACGGACAAAUGUUAUCCCCAGUAAUAGACAACAGGCAAAAUUUCCUUAGAACUCGGUCACCUGGGACCAGUAGACAACCUUCACCAAUUCGUGAGAACCGACAAAGGAGAAGAGAAGACAGAAACCAUGAACUUGGAGUUGGCUUGCACGGAAAUAUUUCUAAUCCAAAUUCUUCACGCUCACCAAGCCCAAUUUGUUUGGGUUCAUUGUAUUCAGAUAAUUGGCAACAAAAUUUGCCAGUUUCACAAUUCCCAGAAAUAACUCUUCAGGAUUUUGCAGAUUUAAGAUCACCAUCUCCUAUAGAUUUAUCUGAAUUUAGUGACCAAGUCUAUUAUUCCCCGGACUAUACGGCUUACCCAUUUCCGAUCAAUUAUGGCACAUCAAAUAAUUCAUCUAGUCGAUCAUCACCUCUUAUUCCUUUCAAUGCAAAUCCUCAAGCGAUGUCAAUGCCAUUAUUGGGUGAUGCAUCACCUUUUAUCACAGAUCCUCAAACGCCAGUGUCGUCGAUUAAUUCACCUCUUAUCAAUUUCACUACGGACCCUCAAACCACGUCAACGCUAUCGCUUGAAUUAGAGAAUGCAUUACCCUUUGUCAAUUUCAUGUCACCGCUUGAAUUAUCACCUUAUGUCAAUUUCAGUACGGACCCUCAAGACACAUCAAUGUCAUCGCUUGAAUUAGGUGAUACGUUACCUCUUGCAAAUUUUACCACAGAUUCUCAAGCCACAUCAAUGUCAUCGCCUGAGUUGGAGGAUUCGACAUCUCUUAUCAACACCACCACGGAUCACCAAACCAUUUCAAUGGAUAAUUCUGAAGAAAUUAACUCAUACUUAUCAAUUCCGCCACAGAAUUUCAUGAAUCGAAUGAGAUGA